AUUUCCUUUAGACGAGCUCAUGUUACAGCAGCUGAUUUCCGGCGUAGUACACGUCUGCAUACAGUAUCCAGUGUAGUCUGGAGUUAAGCGAUCAGAAAUUCAAUACCAUUAAAUUUGCAGUAUCAUCCUGGGGUUGGUUAUAGAUCAUAUAAAUAUCGAUAAAAGCAUGCAAAGGAUAAAAGCAUAUUGACUACUUGAAGAAUACCAGUGGUGUAAAGUAUAUCGGUUUUAGGUUUUUGUUUACACUGCAGUCAGAUGGGUGAAGUAAGGAAACUCCAAAAGAAGUUAAGGCAAAUUGAGAACUUGGAGAUCAAAUUUUCUCUCACCCCUGAGGAAAAAAUAAAGGUCUCAAAGAAGGCGGAGCUUCGCUCCAGAUUGGCUGAGCUUCUGCUGCAGCUUUCUGGCCCCCAGCAAACUCAAGGAAUUGUGGGAAAAGCGGAGGAUAAAAUGAAAAGACAAGUGGAGGAGGUAACAGAGCAACAUGUUGCUGAGCCUCCUGCACUGAAGAUAGCACGAGAGGAGGGACGAAAGAACAAAGAAAAGGAGGGAUAUAAAACAGAUGGUGGAGAACAAACACGUGCUCCUGCUCCAGUCAGUCCCAAUGAAGAAGAACAAGAAGAUGCUGAGUUCAGAUCUCGAAAACAAUCCUGGGAAAAAGCCAAGUUUCGUCUUCGAUCUCUAGAGGGUCACAGCGAUAUCAUUACUUGUGUGGUCUCUGUUGACAACCUCGUAAUUUCUGGCAGUCGUGAUACAACAGUUAAAGUGUGGCAUGUUCCCACGGCAACAGAACAGCGCAAUUUGGGAGGUCACAGCGGUGGAGUCACCUGUCUUAGUGCACCACCUCCAGAGUACUGCAAGAGAUUGGCACACGAACUCGACUUGCCUGACAAAGAAAGAUUUGUUCUAAGUGGUUCCACAGACUGUUGUGUGAAAAUAUGGGCUUUGAGUUCAGGGCAUUGUGUUAAAUCCAUUUACACAUUCAACGCGGUUACAAGUCUGUGCUUCAUUCCUGAAGGAAGAGGUUUUAUUGUCACUGGUUCAGAUGCUGGGAAGCUGCAGGUGUGGAGCUGGAGCUCACAGGAGAACUGUCAAUCACUGAAUGCUCACCUGGACUCAGUCACAACACUACAGUCCCAGGGUCCUCUGCUGUUCAGUGGCUCCACUGACGGACGCGUGUGUGUCUGGGGAGUGUGUGACGGAGGGCCGGAGCCCCUUCGAAGGUUACAUCUCUGGGGGCCGGAAGUCACAGGGUGUGGUGGAUGUGAUGGGGUGUAUGGGAGGCUGAUCCUGAGCCCACGUGGGGACCGGCUGUUUCUCUCAUGUGGCAGGGCAAGCAUACGAAUCCUUAACUGGAGAACAGGCGUAGUGACCAGGUUAACCAAUCACAGCAGCACUGCGGGUGUCACAGAUUGUGUCAAUCAAAUACCAGGUCUUUUGAUUGGCUCUUGUUUUGACCUCGCCACUGGAGAAAGCACAAUUAACCUGUUUUCCCUUCCCCAGUGUAAAUACCUGGUUUCGCUCACCUCGUCAGAUCUUCCCAGAAUUCUUUGCUUUGCCGCAUGGCUAACAGCAAGCGGGGAUCACCGGUGGGUUACGGGGGGUCGUGACCUCAUCGUUUGGGAGCAGCUUCCAGCUAAUUACAAAAAGAGAGGCGAUGUCGCAGUGAGACGAGACAGCCGAUUGGAAUAUUCUCUUUUGGAUUCUGACAGGGACUCGGAGGGCGACAAUAGCGAUGUGGACUACGAUAAAGACCUCACAUACCAGGACCCACCUGAAACCGAGGAACCCUCAAGUUCUUCAUGGUUGCGUUGCGUUCUUCAGUGAGAGAAAGAGGAGGGGUGAAAGAGAGAAGAAAAGAGAGAGAGCGAGACAAUAUGAAGGUCGAAGGAGGGUUGAAACGAAAGAAAUGCCAAGGAAGAAAAAUAAGAGGGAAGGUCAAGGGAGGAUGAUGGAGUGCACGAAAUAAAAUGUGAGAACUGAAGUGGAACAGAUUGAGUAGAAAAAAGGACAACAGACUGUAAAUGUUUCUGUGUAAAUGUUGAUCCAAUAAAACCUACCACCACAUUA
This is a messenger RNA of Misgurnus anguillicaudatus (oriental weatherfish), 2067 nucleotides long. RefSeq lists its product as uncharacterized. The record is from RefSeq and is a predicted model, not a curated record. Gene Ontology annotation, molecular function: protein binding. NCBI's taxonomy places the organism in Eukaryota, Metazoa, Chordata, Actinopteri, Cypriniformes, Cobitidae.